CUUCAAUAACAACAAACGAAAGAAACAAGUUUUUGGUCAUUAUUUAUUAACAUUAAAUUAGAAUUUAGAUCAAUUUUAAUGUUUUCAUUUUCGUGAGAUUGAUGUAAUUUGUAGAUUAUGUCAUGUCAAAAUUAUUAAUUUGACUUGACCUUGCGGGCAGUUAUAUUUUUAUUUUAACGUCCUCGUAUAACUAAAAUACAUGUUAAAAAAUAAAAAAGUAUCCGUCAAAAAAAUCUGCCCUGGUUGCGGACUACAGUUUCCUGUCGCUGUAAAGACCUGUACCAAAUGCAAGCAUUCGUUUUACCUUUCAAAGAAGGACAUACCACUAACUACAACGGCACAAGGAGGUACGUCUACCAGUACGUCACCUACGGAGGAAUCCAAAGAAGAUGUACCCACGGGUACAACUACAAAGUCAGACGGCCGCCGUAGAACUGAGCGUAUACGUCGCGAAAAACCAAACUACUAUGACGCUUCGGCAUUUAUACGCAAAACAAGGAAACGUUCUGAAAAAACAGGCUCAAAGCAAAAAGAUGGGUAUCCAAAUCGUAGAGGUGUUCAGAUAACCCAACCCAAAAAAGGAAUGGUUACGAGUAGAAAUAAGUUUAAACCAGGAAUUUUACAAGACCCCGAAGACAAAAUUUAUCACGCAAUUAUGAAUGAAGAAAAGGCUAAAGUGUGUGCAAUUAUUUUAACAGAAUUAAAUAAUAAACUAGCAUUAACUUCGUGGAAGCCGUAAAAAUAUAAUUCAGACCAAUUUUACAGAAGUGUAAAUAAUUUUUUUUUUUUUAAUUAUUAUUAUUAGAAUUAAUUUAAUUUUAAACUUCAUUUAAAAACUUAAUCAAAAAGUAAAUAUUAGGAUUUAAUCCUAAAUGCAGUAUCCAUUUGAACCUCGGCUAAAAAUACAAACUAUUCGAACUGUCUAUCCAUUUGUAUUAAACUAUUCAAAGUUGAUACUUAAUUUUUUAGGAUAAUAUUAUGAUUGUUUAUAAAAAAGAAAACAGUUGUACAGAUUUAAAACAAUAUGUGCCAUAUGUUACUUUAUUAUACAUAGGUAUAUACAAGUGCUAAAACAUAAAUUUGUUGUAGUGCAAUCAUUUUUUUGGGUGACACAUUUUCAUAAGUUGAUUGUGUGCAGUUUGUAAAUGAAAAAAAUGUAACGUACACCACUACGACCUCAAGCCAAUCAUAAAAUGUUUUUUUUCUCUAACACAUAAUUUUGUUUGCAUAAUUAUAGUAGAAAUACUAUUUAUAUGUAUUUCUUAUAGUGUGGUGUUUACAUUACAUAAUAAUUUAUAACGUAGUUAAUUAAAAAAUUAUAGUUUUUAUGAUAUAGCAAGAGAAUUAUGUCUUAA
Molecule: messenger RNA, 1355 nt
Organism: Adelges cooleyi (spruce gall adelgid)
Lineage: Eukaryota; Metazoa; Arthropoda; Insecta; Hemiptera; Adelgidae
Product: UPF0547 protein C16orf87 homolog
Exons: 3
Coding region: 200-739 (179 amino acids)
Source: RefSeq, a predicted model, not a curated record